CCUCUCCUCUCCUCUUCCCCCAAUCCCAAUCCCUUUCCCCACUCCCCCCCUCCCUCUCGAGUCUCGACGAAGCGAGGAAGGGAUAGAAUCCCCCCAAAUCCCCCAACGCGAGCUCCAAACCCUAGCGCCGCAAAGGCGGGCGACGGUUUCCCUCUCCUCGAUCCGCCGCGCGGGGCUCCGGUGUUGAAGCCCGCACCCUCCCCGCGGCGGCGGUUGCGGCGCGGGCGAGAGGGAGGGGGAGAGAGGGGCGCCUCUCCUCUCUCGGCGGGAGGGUUUCUCGAUCUGGAAGGCUCACACCUGGCGGCUCCUCGGUGCCCCGCGCCCGGAUCUGCAGCGAUCUGGGAGGGGGCGGCUCCGGCGAUGGCGAUCCUGGCGUGGUAGCGCCCGCCCCCACAAUUCGGAGGCCUUCCCCCGGUUGGUGUGGUGGAGGGAGGGAGAGGGCGGGUUUCUCUUCGUGCGGGCUCUUUACCUCCGGUGGUGGCUUCUUUGGCGGCUGCGUUUUAGGAGAGCGGCCGCCCGGCAGGGCGGCGGAGACACGAAAGUGCUGCUUGCUUGUACACUUGUUCAUGUGUCUAUCUGUUUUCUCGAUUUGUUCCGGUUUAAAGCAUCAGUUUUCCGCUCAAUUUAAGGGCGAAGGCAAAAUUUUUUGUUAUUUACUGCUGUUCUCUAUCGAAUAAUCUGCUCUAUUACAGAAGAAGAGGGGGGGGGGGAAAAGCCAACAAAAAAAAUAGAAAGAAAAACAAAAAAAAUAAAAAGAUAAAUUCAGAAGAAAAGAAAAAAAAACUGAGUGGGCAUUAUGGCUGUAUAUUACAAGUUCAAGAGUGCCAGAGAUUAUGACUCGAUUCCGAUCGAGGGGCAAUUCAUCUCGGUUGCCAACCUGAAGGAGCGGAUUUUUGAGUCCAAGCAUCUUGGGAGAGGCACAGAUUUUGACCUCAUGAUUUCAAAUGCGCAGACCGACGAAGAAUAUGCUGAUGAAGCUACUAUGAUACCAAAGAACACAUCGGUGUUGAUUCGUCGGAUACCAGGAAGACCAAGGAAGCCUAUUGUAACAGAACCAGAAGAGACAAAAGCCAUGGAAGGUAGGGUAGAAGAAACCAUGCCUUCUGGUAGUGCUUUUCUUGCUGAUGCAUCUAUGAAAUAUCCUGAAGAAUCUGAGUGGGAUGACGAGUUUGGCAAUGAUUUAUAUGUUUCUGAUUCAGUCCCUUCACAGCUCGGUAGCCAGGCGGUUGAUGCAUCUGAAAAUAAAGUUGAUGAAGAUAGUAAAAUAAAAGCACUUAUUGAUACAUCUGCACUCGACUAUAGUCAAAUUCCUGAUGGGUAUGGUGGUGGAAGAGGCUAUGGAAGAGGGAUGGGUGGAAGAAUGAUGGGUGGUCGUGGUUUUGGACGUGGUGGUCUGGAACGUAGGACACCUCCUGCAGGCUAUGUCUGUCAUAGAUGUAAAGUGCCUGGUCAUUUCAUUCAACAUUGCCCAACAAAUGGUGAUGCUAGAUUUGACAUGAAAAGGAUGAAACCUCCAACUGGCAUUCCAAAAUCUAUGUUGAUGGCAACCCCAGAUGGCUCAUAUGCACUACCAAGUGGGGCUGGUGCUGUCUUGAAGCCAAAUGAAGCUGCUUUUGAGAAGGAGAUAGAGGGAUUACCCACAACCCGCUCACUUGGUGAUCUUCCACCAGAGUUACGUUGCCCAUUGUGUAAAGAAGUAAUGAAGGAUGCUGUUCUAACUAGUAAAUGCUGCUUUAGGAGUUUCUGUGAUAAAUGCAUUAGGGACUACAUUAUAAACAAGUCAAUGUGUGUCUGUGGUGCCACAAGCAUAUUAGCAGACGAUCUUCUCCCCAAUAAAACUCUAAGAGAAACCAUCAGCCGGAUAUUAGAGGCACCACCAACUAGCAGUACAGAAAAUGUGGGAAGCAUGGUGCAAGUACAGGAUAUGGAGUCAGCUAUUCCUGUACAGCCCAAGGUUAGGUCUCCAGCUGUUUCUGCUGCUUCAAAGGAAGAACCAAAAAGAACACCUGCACCUGUAGAAGAGUCUCCAGAUGUUGAGAGCCAUAGCGAAGUGAAAACUACAAAUGUUGAUAUGAGUUCUUCAGAUAAGAAGGUCCCCGCAUUACCAGAUGUUGUUGAAGGAACCAUGGAGUCUAAAAUUCUGAAAGAAAAAACACCAGAAGCAACACCUGUUGUGAAAGAGUCACAGGAAAAAAUGCCUGUUGUGGGCGAACAAGUCGUAAAGAAAAAGAAGAAGAAGAAGGUGCGCGCACCAGGAAAUGCUGAGGACUGGAAACCCUAUCAGGACUUUGGAGCUGAAAAUUUUGCUGGAAUGCCUAUGGGUCCGGCAGGAGGCUUCAACCCUUACUGGGGAGGGGGGAUGCCAUUGCCAAUGGAUUACAUGGGUGCGCCAUUUCCUGGUCCCAUGCCAUACAUGGGUUAUCCACCAGGUCCUUUCGACCCUUUUGGUGGGGGAGUCCUCCCACAAGAUCCAUUUAUGCCCCCAGGAUACAUGAUGCCAGCAGUUCCUAGGGACCUUUCUGAAUUAGCAGUUAACAGUAUGGGAAUGAAUAUGGGUCCACCGGUUGUUAGCAGGGAUGAAUUUGAGCUCCGAAAGCCUGAUAAUAGGAGGAGACGUGAAAUGGAGCGAUUCAAUGAAAGGGAGAGGGAGCGUGGACAUUCCCGCGAGAGAGAAAGAGAAAGGGAGAGGGAGAGGGAGAGGGAGAGGGAGAGGGAAAGGGAAAGGGAAAGAGAGAGGGACAGAGACCAAAAUCGAGAUCGCGAUCGAGACCAAGAGCGGGAUCGGGAUCGGGAGCGAGACAGGGAAAGAGAAUCUCGAAGGGAAGCGAGGGAAUCAUCCGGAGCCAAUAACGAUAGUACUACCUCAAUGAGGCCGAAGGCUAGGUCAAGGUCGUCGCAGCCGGCGGACAGGUCGGCGCCGCCUCCGCCGGCGAGCCCCGACCGCCACUCCCGGCGCUCCCCGCACCGCUCCUCCGGCUCCGGCAAGAAGCGCUCCUCCUCCGACCGCUACGACGACCUGCCCCUCCCGCCGCCUCCGCCGCCCGCGUCGCGCCACGAGGCGGCCGAGCACGCCCACGCGAAGAAUACGGCGGCGGCGGCCGACGCGCGGUCCAAGGCCAAGGGCAGCGUCUUCUCCCGCAUCAGCUUCCCCGGCGGCGACGGCAACCCUUCCGACGCCAAGCGCAGCCGCAGGUCCUCCUCCGACAAGCCCCCGGCGUCCUCUUCUUCCUCCUCCAAGAAAGCACGUGCCGCUGUGGCGGAGGACAACGACGGCCGCCACCACCGCCGCCACCACCGUGAGGCGGCCGCCGCGGCGGAAGAGAGGCGGAGGCCCGCGGCCGGAGACUACUACGGCGAGGAGGAGGAGGACGACGAGAGCGAGGAGGAGCAGCAUUUCAAGCGGCGCCCCUCGUCGUCGUCCAGGCGGGAGCGGGAGCAUCAGGAGGCGCAGGAGGAGCCGCGGCGGUCCAGGGAGCGCCGCGGCGGCGGCAGCGACGGCAACCACCACCACAACCAUGGCGGUGGCGGCGGCCACAAGCGCCGGUGAGAGCUGAGACCCGCCGUCGUCCUCCCUGCCGCUGGCAGCUCGUCGAUCUUUUCUCCGUCGACGAGUAGUAGAAUCAGCUUAUCUGUGUGUGGUCGCCGGAAUAUUUCCUCCCUUUGCCGGCGAUGAGUAGAAACAGCUUAUCUGUGUCGUCGCCGGCAGUGCUUGUCGGUCUUGUACAUUUUCUCCCUGAGAAUUAACUUAAAUUAAUCCUGCUGUUUUUGCUAUAAUCCAAUCAAACCAGAUCGUGAUUAUACAAUAAGCAUGCUUUCUAGGGCACCUUAAAUAUUUUCUUCA
This is a messenger RNA of Oryza sativa Japonica Group (Japanese rice), 3841 nucleotides long. Its product is annotated as E3 ubiquitin ligase PQT3-like. The record is from RefSeq and is a predicted model, not a curated record. Lineage: Eukaryota; Viridiplantae; Streptophyta; Magnoliopsida; Poales; Poaceae. Gene Ontology annotation, biological process: protein ubiquitination; ubiquitin-dependent protein catabolic process. Gene Ontology annotation, cellular component: nucleus. Gene Ontology annotation, molecular function: nucleic acid binding; ubiquitin protein ligase activity; zinc ion binding.